AUGCUCCUGGCAUUCCUGCUUAUUCCUGUUCUGCAAGUUCAACUUGACAUUUUUCGAGAAACAGUGUGGAACAGCCACAGAAUUCCUCGUCAGAAAGACAUGCUGCUACCCGAUGGUGUUCCUGAUCACAUUUAUAGCUUUCCAUAAGAAUAUAAGUUGGAAGAAUGUGGUAAGCCUCACCCUUUUUAGAUAAAGUUCAAUAACCCCCCCUGCCCUCAAUGUGCCUGGAACAAUAAACGCCGUGUUGGGCUUAUUAGUGAGACUACUUAACUGUAACUGUUCCUACAUGUGUAUUUAAUAGGUUUUCCUGUGACAGAAGAGCAAUUAGCUGAGGUUGCUCAACAUUCUGGAGUUCUUGAAAUAGAUAACGACUUCCUUCCACCAGAAAUAAGAAGAAAAUGUGAAGCUAUUAUACCUUUUCCAGAAAAGGUUGAACCCUCUGAUUGUGCAGAUGCAUACUUGUAUUUAAGCAAAGAUUUCAUCAAAGUGAUCAAACACAGUGACUGUAAAAAUGAAUUAACAUAA
This is a messenger RNA of Paramuricea clavata, 525 nucleotides long. NCBI's taxonomy places the organism in Eukaryota, Metazoa, Cnidaria, Anthozoa, Malacalcyonacea, Plexauridae. The record is from the annotation of a GenBank genome assembly.